UCCCACCGCCAGCUGGCAGCUGCCCGGAGGCCUCCCGGGAGCAGGCGGGAUGCGCGCCGGGCGUCAGCAGCCGGGGGCCCCCGUCCCCGAGCGCCAACCGCGCCCCUGCGGGCCGGGGUCGCCCCGCGGGCGCCCCCUGCUCGGGCUCCUCGUGCACGCGUGGCUGUGGGCGGCCUCGGGCUCGUCUGCGCAGGUGCUGAGCCUCAGCCUCUCCGUGGACGAGGGGCUCCCGCCCGACACGCUGGUCGGGGACAUUCGCGCCGGGCUGCCCGCGCCACAGCAGGAGGCGGGCGGCUUCUUCCUGUCCGAGGACUCGGACGACUUCCACGUGCAUCCCGACACCGGCGUCAUCCGCACGGCGCGGCGCCUGGACCGCGAGCGGCGCGACCACUACAGCUUCGUGGCCGCGACGCUGCUGGGCGCCGUGGUGCAGGUGGAGAUCCGCGUGAACGACGUGAACGACCACUCGCCGCGCUUUCCCCGCGACGCGCUGCAGCUGGACGUCUCGGAGCUCAGCCCGCCCGGCACCGCCUUCCGCCUGCCGGGGGCGCAGGACCCGGACGCUGGGCUGUUCGGCACCCAGGGUUACAGUUUGCUGCCCCCUCCCGACCGGCACGACGACCCGGCUGGGCCCUUCUUCCAGUUGCGCUACGGGACCCCGGGGCCGCCGCCGUCCGCCCUGGAGCCGCUGGACUUGGUGCUGCUGCGGCGCCUGGACCGGGAGGCGGCGGCGACGCACGAGCUGCACGUCGAGGCGUGGGACGGCGGCAGCCCGCGGCGCACCGGCCGCCUGCUGGUGCGGCUGCGCGUGCUGGACGAGAACGACAACCCGCCGGUCUUCGAGCGGCCCGAGUACCGCGCCGCCGUGCGCGAGGACGCCCCGCCGGGCGCCGAGGUGUGCCGCGUGCGAGCCACCGACCGCGACCUGGGGCCCAACGGCCUCGUGCGCUACAGCCUCCGCGCCCGGCCCGGGGCGGGGGCGGGCGGUGAGGCUCCGGGCGGCGCGGCCUUCUUUGAGGUGGAGGAGCUGAGCGGCGCGGUGCGGGUGCGGAGACCACUGGACCGCGAGGCGCGGGCCUGGCACCAGCUGCUGGUGGAGGCUCGCGACGGAGGCGCCGAGCCCGAGGUCGCCACGGUGCGCGUGUCUGUGGCUGUGCUGGACGUGAACGAUAACCGGCCCGCCAUCCACCUGCUCUUCCUCACGGAGGGGGGCGCGGCCCGAGUCUCCGAGGGCUCAGGACCUGGGGACUAUGUGGCUCGAGUCUCGGUGUCCGACGCGGACAGUGACCCGGAGAGGGCAGAGGAGGCCCCUGGGGCACUUGGCGUGGGCCCUGGCGGCGGGAGCAUCUCGCUGGCCCUGGAGGGCGGGGAGGGCGCCUUUGCACUGCGGCCCGGGGGUCCCCCGGGGGUGUUUUUCCUCUGCGUCGAGGGCCCCCUGGACAGAGAAAGCCGUGAGCUGUAUGAGUUGCGCUUAGUGGCCACCGAUACGGGAUUCCCACCCCUGAGCACCCAGGAGACGCUGCUGCUUCGUGUCUCCGACCUGAAUGACCAGCCACCGGUCUUCAGCCAGGAGCACUACCGGGCCUCCGUGUCCGAGGCCGCAGCCCCCGGCACCACGGUGACGUGGGUCAGCGCCUCCGACGCCGACGAGCCUGGCACUGACCACGCCCGGCUGCGCUACGCUCUUGACCAGUCCUCGGCUCUCUGCAGCUCCGAGGCUUUGCGGCCUGGUGCAGAAUGUGGGCCAGCUUUCACCAUCGAUCCUGAGAGCGGGGCGAUCAGCACCGUCCGGACUCUGGAUAGAGAGGCCCAGGAGGCCCUGGAACUCAGGGUGGUGGCCCAGGACCUCGGAGAGCCGCCCCUCUUUGCCACCUGCCUGGUGAGCGUCACCGUGGCUGACGUGAAUGACAAUGAGCCCAUCUUCUGGAGGCAGGUGUACAAUGUCACCUUGGCAGAGCACACCCCGGUGGGACACUGCUUUCUCCAGGUACAAGCCUCUGAUGCAGAUGCGGGGCUCUAUGGCUGUGUUGAGUAUUCGCUUUACGAUGGAUUCCAGAGCGAUGAGGCUCCUCCAGUGUUCCAGAUCGACCCACACACUGGUCAGAUCUGUGUGUCGCAAGACCUGGACAGGGAGAGGGACCCAGCCAGCUUUGAUCUCCUGGUGACAGCUAAGGAUGGGGGCGGGCUCAGCGCCCAAGCUUUUGUCCGCGUGGACCUGGAGGAUGUGAAUGAUAAUCAUCCGGUGUUUAACCCGUCAACCUACGUGACAAGCAUCAGCAGCCAGACCCAGCCGGGUGCUGAGAUCAUCAAGGUUCUGGCCACUGACAGAGAUGCCGGGGUGUACGGGACAGUGGCUUACGCGCUCACCCCGGGACAUCUGGCACCCGCAUUUGCCAUCGACCCCACCACAGGAAUCAUUUACUUGACAUCAAGUCUUGCUCACUUGGAGCCUACUACACUAUUUCUCACGGUAUGUGCUCGAGAUGGUGGCGGACUUGUGGCUGCCACGAAUGCUGAGGUCACUGUCCACAUCCUGCACACCAUGCUGGCGCCUGCUGAAUUUGAAAAGCCCAAGUACACCUUCUCUGUCAGUGAAGAUGCGCCCGAAGACACUCCUGUAGGAACAGUGAAAGCAAGGGAGUCCUUGAAUUCCUCAGAACCCGUCUCGUACAGGAUCUCCUCGGGCGACCCGGACGGGAAGUUCGCCGUCCACCCGUGGCUGGGCACCCUUCGCACCCGGAAGCCUCUGGAUCACGAGGCGCAGCCCACGGUGGUCCUCACGGUCCAGGCCCAGCUGGGCAGCGCGGCGGCCUGCGGCAGCGCGGAGGUCCACAUCGCCGUCACGGACGUCAACGACCACGCGCCCGAGUUCCUGCGGGCCGCCGCGGAGGGGGAGGAGGAGGAGGUGCGCGUGUCGCCGGCCACCGCCCCGGGCGCCGCGCUCUACCUGGCGCGCGCCGUGGACCGGGACAGCGGGCGUAACGGGCAGGUGCGCUUCUCGCUGGCGGGGCCGCGGCCGCGCGCCUUCGCGGUGCACGCGGGGCUCGGCCUGCUCUACCUGCGCGCGCGCCUGGGCCGCGACGAGCCGCCGAAGCUGCGGCUGACCCUGGCGGCCCGGGACCUCGGCGAGCCUCCGCGGGCCUCGCUGCUGCCGCUGAGCGUGGUGGUCGAGCGAGGGCCGAGCCCCGCCCUGGCCUUCGAAAACUUGGUGUACCGGGUGGAGACCCGCGAGUCCGUCCCACCCAGGACCCUGAUCGUCCAGGUGCGGGCGGCCGCCCGGGGCCAGGCCGCCGCGUGGGUGAGGUACGCGCUGGAGCCAGGCGCCCACGCCGGCCUGUUCGGGAUCCACCCGCGCACCGGCUGGGUUUACCUGCGGCGGCCGCUGGACUACGAGUCCGCGCACACUCACAGCUUCAGAGCCUGCGCCCGGGCCCCGCACGAGGGACUGGGGCGCACUGUGAGCACCCAGGUGGUUGUCCACGUCCUGGACGAGAACGACAAUGCCCCCGCCUUCGCGCAAGGCCAGGUGUUUCUGAAGGUGCAGGAGAGCCCCGUCCCCCUGGGGGUGAUAGGCAGAGUCACAGCCGCGGACGCGGACUCCGGAGACAACGGACAGCUGUCCUACUUCCUCCUGUCCGAUGGGGCAUUCUUCAGGAUGAACCCUCACACAGGUGAGCUGGUCAGCUGGUUGGCACUGGAUCGUGAGCACCAGAUGCACCACCAGAUGACUGUCCUGGUGACGGACCACGGCUCACCACCACGAAACGCCACCAUGGAGGUUUAUGUCACGGUCACCGACAUCAAUGAUAACAGCCCAUUUUUCCCGCAGUGUCUCCCUGGAAAGGAAUUUCAUAUCAAGGUUCUGGAAGACCAGCCAGUAAAUAUGUUGGUUACAACUGUGUUUGCAAAGGACCUUGAUGAAGGAAACAAUGCAGAAGUUAUCUAUUCAGUGUCUUCAGAAGAUUAUUCUGAUCAUUUUAAGAUCGAUGCCAACAGUGGUGAAAUAAGAACAAGCACAAUACUUUCCUACAACUACAGACGCUCCUACAGGCUGACGGUCAUCGCCAGUGACCAGGGUCAGCCUCCACUGCAAGGCCAGGCAGUGCUUAAUAUUCAGGUGAUACCACUGUCCAAAGGCCGAGGUUUCGCUUCUCAGAAUAUCAGGCAUUUAGUUAUACCAGAGAACUCGAAGCCAGCAAAAAUCUUGAGCUUGAUGAAGUCUCCUGAUCACCUCCAGCAACAUCACAGUGCAAAGUUGCACUUCAGUAUUGUUACGGAGGACAAGAAUGGUCACUUUGACAUCGACGGCUCAACAGGAGACUUGUUUCUUUCUAAGGAACUGGAUUAUGAAACAGCUUCGCAUUAUCUUUUCAGGUUGAUUACCAAAGACCACAGCCAGAGUCCAGCCCUGAGUAGCACAGUCUUCCUUAGUGUUGAUGUGGAAGAUCAAAACGACCACUCUCCUGCCUUCCAGGACCAGGUCAUCUCCAUAAGCGUAGACGAGAAUGUUCCCGUAGGGACCCUGCUGCACACGUUCAAUGCCAAAGACGGCGACGGUAGCUUUUUGAACAGCAGGGUACAGUACGUCAUUGAAUCCCCCCACCGUGGGACGAACCCGUUUCUCAUCCACCCCUCGUUUGGCACAUUAGUCACCGCGGCCCCCUUGGACAGAGAGAGCGUCCCGGCCGUCGUCCUGAUGGUCACCGCGUCUGACCAGGCCGUGAACGUGACAGACCGACGCUCCAGGUCGCAGAUAGCCAGAGUGGCGAUUUUGGAUGUAAACGACCACAGCCCCGCUUUCGUGUCCUCGCCCGUCGCCUGUGUCCGAGAGGACGCCACCGUGGGCUCCUCCGUGCACCGUGUACAUGCUCGAGACCCAGAUGAGGGACGGAACGGAAAAGUAACCUACGGCAUCCGCUCCGGAAAUGCAAACGCGGCCUUUAUGCUCGAUGAGUCAUCAGGCUUACUAACUAUAGCUUGCCCUUUGGAUUAUGAAGUAAAAACUCAGCACAUUCUGACCCUCGUGGCCCUGGAUGAUGGGGUCCCAGCACGUUCUUCAUCCCAGACGAUGACAGUUACUGUCCUUGAUGUAAAUGAUGAGGCACCAGUAUUUAAGCAGCACCUGUAUGAAGCUUCAGUUAAAGAAAACCAAAGUCCAGGGGAGUUUGUCACAAGGGUCGGGGCUACGGACAGAGAUUCAGGAAUCAAUUCCAAGCUUCAGUUUGAAAUCAUAUCGGGGGCUUCCUUUGGGUUUUUCAAGAUCAAUGCAGACACUGGAGAGGUCGUGACAACCACCACACUUGACAGAGAAGUUCAGGGUGUCUUUACCCUUCGAGUCCUGGUACGAGAUGAGGGAGUCCCUUCGUUGUCCUGCACCACAACAAUUCUCUGCAUAGUUGAAGAUGAAAAUGAUCAUGCACCAGAGUUUCUUGGCACCAGUCCGUACAUUGAGGUUCUGGAAAACCAAGAACCCAAGGUGGUCUACACUGUUUUGGCCUCUGAUAUGGACGCUGGCAGGAACGGAGCUGUCAAGUAUCACAUAAUCAAUGGAAAUACAGACAAGUCCUUUGUUAUUAACGAAACGUCAGGAGAACUGGCAACCACUCGUGCCUUGGACCGGGAGCAAGUCAGGAACUUUACACUCACCGUCCAGUGCUCUGACCAGGGAGACCCCCCUCAGAGCUCCACCAUACAGCUUCAGGUUAGGGUUUUGGAUGACAACGACCACAGCCCUGCCUUUCCCAUGCUUCAUUACCAGCCUUCCGUGAGGGAAGAUGCUGCAGUGGGAACUGUGGUCCUGGUGCUGUCUGCUGUAGACAAGGAUGAAGGCCUGAACGGACAAACUGAGUAUUUUCUGGUGGGCGAGUCUUCUGGUGCAUUCACCAUUAACCCUGUGACGGGCACCCUGAGAACCAGCCGCGCCCUCGACCGGGAAGCCCGGUCCCUGUACACGUUUUGGGCUGUGGCCAGAGACUGCAGCAUCGAGGCCUCAAGGAGCAGCACAGUAACCGUCACAGUAUUGGUCACCGAUGUUAACGACAAUGAUCCAGUUUGGGAGCAGAAUCCUGUCAAUGUCUUUCUCUCUUCUCAGCUGCCUACAAAUCAGACCAUUGCUAUUCUGAGAGCCAGUGACCCAGACUCGGGGCCCAACGGAACGGUCACUUUUAGUUUUGCAGACACCCAGUCAGUGUUUUCUAUUGAUGAAUACACCGGAGAAAUUAAACUUCUGCAAAAUCCAUCUUCAGAACAUUUUCCUGCAUGGUUGUGGUUAAAAGUUACAGAUCAAGGAGUCCCAGCCAGGACAACCCCUGGUCUCUUGGUCAUUCACAUGGAAGGUGAAGAUCUAAAGAUUUCGUUCAGCCAGCAUCUGUACAGGGGGCUUGUGACUGAAAACUGUGAGGCAGGUACUUCCGUUGUAACUGUAAACGCUUUCGUUUCUGAUGCAGUCCGGGACAUUAUUAAAUAUUCAGUGUUUAGUGGAAACAAAGAUGGAGUUUUUUCCUUGGACUCCCACUCAGGACAACUGACUGUGAAAGAACCCGAAUUCCUUGAUUUUGAAGUCAGGAAUGACGUAGAACUCAUCAUUUUAGCCGAAAGCAGCGAGCAUAAAGCCUACAGCAGAGUAGCAGUCUCCAUACAGGAUGUGAAUGAUAACGCUCCGUGCUUUGAGCAAAGCAUUUAUCAAGCAUCGGUGUCUGAAGGCCAGGGCUACAACGCCCACGUCAUUCAGGUAACUGCUUCCGACCCGGACAGUGGAUUGAACGGCCGUGUUGAGUAUUCCAUUGUCUCUGGCAACCAAGGAGAAGCCUUCCAGAUUGAUGCACUGAGCGGCGUGCUGACUACCAGUGCACUUCUGGAUCAUGAGAGCACCAAGUCCUACAGCCUGAUCACGCAAGCCACAGAUAAAGGGAAACCCAGGCUUUCUGCUACAGCCACCGUCCGGAUACAGGUGACUGACAUAAAUGACAACGCCCCAGCUUUUCUCCCCUCUGAAGCAGUAGAAGUUGCAGAAAAUUCUCUGCCUGGUGUGAUUGUGACUCGGGUAUCAGCUCAUGAUGUGGAUUUGAAUCCAGCCUUUAUCUUCAGUUUUGCAAAAGACUGCAAUCCCGGAGCCACGUUUGCUAUUGAUCAGCACACUGGAGUAGUGAUCUUGGUGAAGGCCUUAGAUUUUGAAGAAGUAACCAAAUACGAGCUGCUCGUCCAGAUUUCUGAUUCCGUGCACCACACAGAGGCACCCCUGACCAUCCAAGUGUCAGAUGUCAAUGAUAAUCCGCCGGUGUUUUCUGAAGAUUUCUAUCAGGUCACGGUUCCUGAGUCAGUGCCCCUAGGGUACUCAGUAUUAACUGUAUCAGCCACAGACUUAGACAGCAAUGAGAACAUUUCUUAUAGAAUCCUUUCCUCCUCUGAGGACUUCUCCAUUGAUCCCGUGAAUGGCACAAUAUUUACUACCAGUCCUGCAAUCCUUCCGGAUAAAAUAAGAACAAUUCGAUUUCUUGUUGAAGCCAGUGAUGGUGGAAUCCCUGAGCUGAGGGCUCUUACAUUAGUGGAGAUACAAGUCCAAGAUGAGAACAAUUAUGCCCCGGAGUUCACAGUAGGAUACUACAAUCUUACCUUGAAUGAAGAUGCUCUGGUUGGAAGCACACUUACCACAUUUUCAACCUUUGACCGGGAUUGGACGCCUGAAAACACAUACGCUGAAUAUUCCAUCAUCAGUGGUAACUCUCAGAACAACUUCCAUGUGGAAACCACUUCAGUUCAUUCAGAAUAUCCCCACAAGCAAGUUGGUGACCUUGUGUUACUUCACAGUCUGGACCGAGAAGCCAGUGCCAGCCAUCAGCUGGUCAUCCUGGCAUCCGACCACGGCUGCCCUCCUUUGAGCUCCACGGUGAUUGUGUCCAUACAAGUGCUUGAUGUCGAUGACAACCCACCCAGAUUCAGCAGCCUGCAGUACCACGCCCAUGUCAAGGAAAGUGCCCCUCCAGGCAGCCGCAUCACCGUGGUCUCAGCCAGUGACUGUGACAUGGGUUCGCAUGCAGAGAUCUUCUACCAGGUUAUCUCUGGAAAUGAGAAGGAACACUUUUACUUAGAAGAAAGAACCGGAGUCCUUUAUUUGAUUAAACCUCUGGAUUAUGAAGAAACGACAAAAUUCACUUUAACUGUCCAAGCUUCAGAUGGAGAUAAGAAACAUUUUUCUUUUGCAGUUGUGUUUAUCAGCCUCUUAGAUGACAACGACCACAAGCCCCAGUUUAUGUCCUCAAGCUUGACUUGUGCAGUGCCUGAAAAUCUGCCCGCAUUCUCCAGCAUCUGUUCCGUCCACGCCGUGGAUUUUGAUGCAGGUCCUUAUGGAGAACUGACCUAUUCUGUUUUAUCGCCCUGUUUGGCCGCUCAUGAGAGGCCUUCCCCUCAGGAUCUCUUCAGCAUUGACCCUUUAACAGGGGACAUUCGUGCUAAGCAAAGCCUUGACUACGAAAGCGCCGAUAAGUACUGCCUCGUCGUGCAGGCCAGAGACAAGGGCGGCUCCACAGCUUCCUCAACGGCCUGGGUGUACAUCGAAGGGACAGACGAGUUUGAGCCCGUCUUCACUCAAGAUCAAUAUUUCUUCAGCCUCCCCGAAAAGACUCAAGAAAGACAGCUGAUCGGCAGAGUGGAAGCCUCUGAUGCAGACGCGGGCGCUGAUGGGGUCAUUUUUUACUCCCUGGCAACUCCUUCUCCUUUCUUUUCAGUAAACAGAACCAAUGGAAAUAUUUAUUGGCUUAAAGCCCCUCCUCCCUUCAUAAGAAGUCAGGUCAGCGAAGACGACACCUUUGAAAUGAAAAUCAUUGCUCAGAGCCCCAAACCGGGCUCCAGGUCCACAUCCUGCACUGUGUUUGUGAAUGCGUCUCUGUCCUCUGGCGGAAGGCUCGCGGUGCCAUCUGCCAGCAGCUUCUCCAUCAGCCUCACGGUCUCCUUUGUGGUGGUCCUGUUACUCAUCUAUGGUCUGACUGUACUGGUUGUAAAACAUAAACCAAAAGCCGCGCCACACAAUUAUGGAAGGAAGAAAGCAUCACCGCCCUUAGAGGUCAGUGUGAAGCCGACAGGGGACCCCGGCGGGUGCGCGGCCCUGCAGAACAAGGGGGACAGCCGGGAGGAGGCCCCGCCCGAGUGGCUGAGCUCCAUAAGCAUCACGGAGAAGGACCCUGCUGGCCAGCACUGGCUCUCGGGCUCCAGCAGUCACUGUUCCGUGGAAGGAGAGACUGCAGAAGACAGGGAGAUCCAGAGGAUAAACGCGAACCUUUACAGAAAGGACUCGGACUCGGCGCUGGGCGACCGGGCCUCCCAUGUGCCGGACUCCGGGGUCCCCAGGGACUCAGACCAGCUCUCCUGCCUGUCUGGGGAAACCGACGUGAUGGUCAGUGCCAAAGUGGCAGACGGUGGCCACGCAGUUGAGGGAGGAGACGGAGGGGAAGGCUGCGACCCAGCCUGUGUUCCAAAUGACGCUCCACCCCAGGCCCUGCAGAAGAAAGGGGCAAAGGAAGGUGUCCUGGCUGACCCCGAGAAAGUUGAGUCUGUCCGUGUUUCAGGAGACCAGGAAGCAAGCGGUGCAGCCUUUCCAACUGAGCUCACCUGCAGUCACGAAGUAAGAGGAAGCUAUGCCUGGGAUUAUCUCCUGAGCUGGGAACCCAAGUUCCAACCCCUUGCCUUGGUCUUUAAUGAUAUUGCAAAACUGAAGGAUGAACAUUUGCCUAAGCCUGGCAUUCCCAAAGAGAGGCAGUCUUUGGUUUUUCCACCACCUUUGAUAACAGCAGUAGCGCAGCCUGGGAUUAAAGCAGUUCCACCGAGAAUGCAGGCCACAGCCCCAGGGCAGCUACUUCAGAAAUACCCCCGCUCUCCUCUGCUCUACCCCCAAGGCUGUCCAGCAGAAGCCAUGACACCCAGCUUUUCCCCAGCCCUUUCCCUGCUCACUGUGCAGACUCCAGCCAGGUCGCCACUGUUGUCAAGUGGAGAACUCUUAGGGACACGCGGGAGUGACCCGCACUGUGCACUGAAAGCGGAAGAUGACAUUGAAAUAUAAAGUGAUUGUGGCACCAACGAUCCCACCACCGUCUGUCUCCAAAGGCUAAGCAAAACAUUCUCAAACAAGCUCCUCCGCACUGGUUAACUCAUAUCUAAAAGGUGGGGUUUUUCAAACCUCCUCAUUUGAGUUUCUCAGAUUUCUUCCAGCCUUAAUGAGCAGCUAUUUCUUCUUCUGACCUUUAUGUUUUGCUCUCAGGACUCACAUGUGUGUAUAUCAGUUAAUGUAUAUUCUGUCAUACCUGGUUUUCUGUAUGAUUAGAUUUCCAAAGGAUGCCAGGAACUUUAGUGACUGCCAAAAUGUUUAUAUGGAAAAAAUGGAAAUAAAGCAUAGUGCACUCUGGUCAUAUUACUGCUGAUUACACCACUGUAUCGAAAACAACAGCAACAAAAAAAAAUGAUGGCAGAAUAGUGAACGAGUUUAGGACAGAAAGUAACAGAGAGGAAAUCUGGGCAGAUAACAUCUGUUUUAAGACAAAGCAACAGUCCAUGGGUCUGAUAUUUGGAGAUGCAUCUCCACUUUCUCCACAUACUGCCUUGGGGAAUUUAGGAAUAAUUUGAAUUUUAAAGUGGUGUCUUUUGGAAAUUCAAGGAGAAAAUAAGAGUAAAAUUUGUCAUUAUUCUGUGAAACAAAUAAGAGAAUCAUUCCUGAUUAAAUGAACCAGAAAUGCAUGUUCUUGAUAGAGGACCAGGAUCAUGGCUAGAACGGAUGCUUAUGUGCUUAGUUACCACUGUGACACAGUAUCUUGUCCUUUUCCUGCAAAUAGAAUGAUUUUUUUCAAUGCUCUGUCUUGUAACAGGGAACAGGUACAGACAUGAAACUUCAAAGACUAAUUUAUAGAACUUUCUUCAUUUUAUUUUUUUAGGUAUAGUAAAUCUGUGUAUGGAAUAAUUUAUCCAUUCAGUGUCCAUUCUAAAGGUUUGUAUAGAUAACAUUAUGUUAUUAGCUAAUUAUAAAUUUCAUAGAACAGUUUAACAGUAUAUUUUUAAGUGAAGAUUUUUUAUAUAAAUGUUGCUACUAUAAACCUUAGAAUGGCAGUCCUUGUUCCCUUUGCUCAUAUUCAUGUUUAGCUUUCACUGUAACUGGAUGAGCAUUUGACAACGGUAAAAACCGCUGUUUUGUACAGUUCCUGUUCAGAAAUCCAGAGGUGUGGUUCGGAGCUCUCGUGUGAUGCUCUGUCCAUCUCUGAGCAUCCUGACAGGGCAUCGGAGAUGCUUUUGGCUUUCUGGAGAGCACAGUCCAGAGGUCAUCUGCCCUGGUGGCACAAUGGCCAGGUUUUAGAAUAACAGCUUAAGAAAUCUGAUGUGAAAUCCCAAGGGUGUCUCGUAUGAUUUUCUGACUAGCGAGGUUGGGCUUCUGCUAUAGGAAUAGUUCCUCAAUAAUUUUUCCCCCAUGUGCCUCAGCAGUGAAAUUCUGUGAGGUAAUUUCCCUUUACUGAAAAACACUGCAGGUGCAGUGUUUUGUACUUAGUCUUGUAGAUAAAUAAUUCUAUGGCUUCCAAUAUGAUCUGUUGUUGUAUAUCCUCCUUGACUCAAACUGAGGACUCUGUAUAAAACUAUAUUAAUAAAUGUAUGAAACAUGAAGGUUUGGGGACAAGCCUAGAAUCAUAUGAAAAGUAAUUUAGACGUAGAACAUUUAAAUAUUACAAGACUUAUCUAUAAUUCCUGUUCGUGAUAUUUGGGGAAGAAUAUUUCAUGACUUUCGUGAAAAACCCCACAUACACACAUCUAAUUACUUCAGUAUCCCAAUAUUUAUUAUCUCUGACUGUUUUUGAAAGAUUGCUUUGAGCAGAGAAAGAAAUUCUAUACUAUUUUUUCUAAUUUUGUGUGAAAGUUUUAUUUUGCAAGAGAAUUGUUUCCAGAAACCAGUUAUAAUUAUGUUUCUAAUUAAACGGGUUCUUCAUUUACUUAUGCUUUAGAAAAAUUAUCCAUCUAUCACUUUCCUAAAUUACUUGCCUGUGAAUUAUUACUGAACAUAAUUUUGUAUUUUUGUUAGCCAUUUCAUAAAAAGAGAAGACAUGAAGUACGUGUUUAGAACUCCUCACCAAUAUUUAGCAGUCAUUUAGUGGAUGGCUUUACUGACACCAGAUCCAGCACCACAACCUCACCAAACUGCCACAGUGGGCUUGGUAAAAAUGUGAGCAUGCUGGUCAAGUGUUUAUAAUAAAUCAUAUGUCAGCCCUUUCAACUAGAGUGCUUUUUUCCUAAGUAAACAACAUAAUUUGUACAGUUUUCCUUUAAGUUUAAUGUUAACUUGCCUUGUAUGUUCUGUGUUACUUUGCUGAUCUCUACACUGGCUUUAGCACCCUGGAGGGGUACAGAACUUGUUGGUGGAAAAUCACAUUAAGCCUCAAAUUCAUAAGCUAUAAAAUAAAAGACAGUUGUCUCUUGUGGAA
Messenger RNA from Heterocephalus glaber (naked mole-rat), 12446 nucleotides. It is a transcript of the gene Dchs2, whose product is annotated as dachsous cadherin-related 2. NCBI's taxonomy places the organism in Eukaryota, Metazoa, Chordata, Mammalia, Rodentia, Bathyergidae. Gene Ontology annotation, molecular function: cadherin binding; beta-catenin binding; calcium ion binding. Gene Ontology annotation, biological process: cell migration; homophilic cell-cell adhesion; multicellular organism development. Gene Ontology annotation, cellular component: catenin complex; plasma membrane. The record is from RefSeq and is a predicted model, not a curated record.